AUGGCCCAAGAGUUCCGUGAUUUUUCUGCCAGCAUCCUUAAAACGGUGGUGGACUUAUUUGAUAGUUUACAAAGCCCCAUGAUUCUUUGUGGCCAAGGCCAGAAGGUCCAGAAGAUGAUGGUGCAGCCCAUCAACCUCAUCUUUAGAUACUUGCAAAACAGAUCCCAGAUUCAGGUGUGGCUCUAUAAGCAAGUGAAUAUGUGGAUAGAAGGUUGUAUUAUUGGUUUUGAUGAAUACAUGAACCUUGUAUUAGAUGAUGCAGAAAAGAUUAAUUCUAAAACAAUGUCAAGAAAACAGCUGAGUUGGAUUAUGCUAAAAGGAGAUAAUAUUACUCUGCUACAAAGUGUCUCCAACUAG
Messenger RNA from Sciurus carolinensis (gray squirrel), 357 nucleotides. Its product is annotated as small nuclear ribonucleoprotein E-like. Gene Ontology annotation, molecular function: RNA binding. Gene Ontology annotation, biological process: mRNA splicing, via spliceosome; spliceosomal snRNP assembly. Gene Ontology annotation, cellular component: U5 snRNP; precatalytic spliceosome; U4 snRNP. The transcript has 3 exons. The record is from RefSeq and is a predicted model, not a curated record. The coding region runs from base 1 to 357 and encodes 118 amino acids. Lineage: Eukaryota; Metazoa; Chordata; Mammalia; Rodentia; Sciuridae.